Messenger RNA from Ceratotherium simum simum (southern white rhinoceros), 2423 nucleotides. RefSeq names its product transmembrane protein 170B (gene TMEM170B). NCBI's taxonomy places the organism in Eukaryota, Metazoa, Chordata, Mammalia, Perissodactyla, Rhinocerotidae. Gene Ontology annotation, cellular component: plasma membrane. Gene Ontology annotation, biological process: negative regulation of canonical Wnt signaling pathway. The record is from RefSeq and is a predicted model, not a curated record.
CGCACGAGCGGCCCGGCGGCGGCCGCGGGUGGAGGGGGUGGUUCCUCGAGUGUCGGCGGCGGGAGGGUGGACAGGCUGGCGGCAGGUGCCGCCGCGGCCGCCGCCGCAGCCUCCUCGGGGUCUUCUCGUGCUCUCGCGGUGAUGAGCUGGGCCCCGUCGGGGGCUGCACCUGCUGGCUGCCCAUCACCCCGGGCCUCCCGGCGUGACCUCGGCCUCCUCGCGUGUCCGGCCCCCGCGGCGCGGUGCUGCCCCUGACAGGGAGCGGCAGCGGCCUCCUCCGCCCCGAGUCCUCGCUCGGGGGCCGCGCGGACAGAGCGCCGGGCCCCCUCCACUCCCCCGUCCGCCGUCCUCAAUGUCUCCCCGGCGGGGAGGGGGCUGCCUGGGAGACGCGCUGAGCGGACCCCCCCGGAGGCCCGUCGGCGGCAGCAGCAGCGCCCAGCCCGGUGCCCCGCAGCCUCCCCCGGCGGCGGCGGCGGCCUGGAGGAGCCGCGUACCCGCCGCCGCCCCCGGAGCCUCGCAGCCGCCGCCCGGCGCCCGAGGAGAGGGCGGCGGGCGCCCCCCGGGGAAGAUGAAGGCGGAGGGGGGCGACCACUCCAUGAUCAACCUCUCGGUGCAGCAGGUCCUGAGCCUCUGGGCCCACGGGACGGUGCUGAGGAACCUCACUGAGAUGUGGUACUGGAUCUUUCUAUGGGCUCUCUUCUCCUCUCUGUUUGUCCAUGGUGCUGCAGGAGUGUUGAUGUUUGUGAUGCUGCAGAGGCAUAGGCAGGGGAGAGUCAUCUCUAUCAUUGCAGUCAGCAUCGGAUUUCUGGCUUCUAUCACUGGAGCAAUGAUUACUAGUGCAGCGGUGGCGGGUAUUUACAGGGUGGCAGGGAAGAACAUGGCCCCUUUGGAAGCGCUGGUAUGGGGCGUCGGACAGACUGUACUGACAUUAAUCAUCUCCUUUUCAAGGAUCCUCGCUACACUUUGACGUUUCUGUGGGAACGUCUUACUUCACAAAAGGAAACAGAUGUACAGAUUCUCUGAAAAUGGCGUUGUUAACAAGUGGGAAUGAAGCUGUACAAGAACGUGGAAGGAGCAGGUCAAACAUAAGGCGUUGAGCUGUGUGGAAAGAUUGCCCUCUGGUGUUCAAGAGAUUGCACUACCGCACUGCACCUUACGUGCCUCCGUCCCAGGCAAGGCGCAUUACGCUAUGUGAAGCUACAAGAAAAAGCACCUUGUUUAGCUGCCAAUCAGGUUAACAUUGGAAUCAUCGUUCUUAACAGUGUUAAGUUACAGGGACGUUAUGAGGAAUUGAUAUAUGUGCCAAACUUUUCUUUUUUUAACAUUGAUCAUGUGACAACUUGCAAGUAUAGAUGUAGAUGAGUGCUGUGAACAUAUUUGACAUGAAUUCAGGUAAUGUAGAGAGAUUUGUAACGCUAAAUCCCGUAUGAGUGCUGAAUACAUUUAAUAUGAGAUAAAUUAUUUGAUUUUUAAUGUUGAAUGUUUCUGGGAUUUAGGGCUUUAAUGUGUUUAGGCAUUAUUGUUGUUUAAUUUAUGUGGAAAAUAAUACUUAAUGGAAAACUAGCUAAACUCUUUUAAGGACUCCAAGUAGAUCUAUAGGGUGCAUCCUUUUCAGUCCCUUAAUUAACGGUCUUUUAAUAGUUUCCCUUAUACAUCAAUGUUCUGUUGAUAAGAAUUCAACAACUUUGUGAGUCACACGUAUUGAUUGUAGUUUGUGUGUCAUAAAAAUAUAAUUUGAAAAUUUUACUAUAAAUUUUGUGAGAAGUCUGAAAUGCAUGUUGCAUUCUUUGAUCCUUCUAAAGAAAGUUCUGGCUAUGUAUUUCAUGGCGAAAACAUCUUUAUAAAGAGUAUCUCAGUGGGAUUAUAUUACUUGUUACAUAUGUCUUGAUUUUUGACAAAAUGUAAACAGUCUUUCAUUCUGGAGUAUUAACUACAUUUAAAGAGUGGCCUAAAUUAGGCUGUGAAAACAAAAAGCCUCGUUUGUAGAUAAGUAACAAGUAAGUUCUAUAGGAAGAGUAAUAAACAGUCUUACUUAGGAUAUGUGGUAAUGUAAUUUCACUAAGUAAAAAUGGGGGAAUUUAGUAAAUAACUUUAAAAUUUGUCAGUUCAUCUCAGCAUAUCAAUACAGUACUGAACAUAUAUUUGAGUGGUUCAUUUCAGUUGUUCAGUUCUUGAUUUAUGUUUUUAUUUAAGUUUACUAGAAUCAGUGAUGACAUUUAUUAGAAAUGAAAAAGUCUGUAGUGUAAAACAUUUUAAGAGGUUUUGGCAAUAUAUAAUUGUUUUUAAGAGUACGGGAAGUAAGGGAAACAGAACCUGGUUGAAUUUGUCUUCUACUGAGAUUUUUUAACACCAGGUACAAUUAUAAAUGUGCCAGUAACUCAAAGGAAGAGCCCCUGCAGAGAGUGUGAAGCUAAGGACAACUC